Molecule: messenger RNA, 1287 nt
Organism: Striga hermonthica
Lineage: Eukaryota; Viridiplantae; Streptophyta; Magnoliopsida; Lamiales; Orobanchaceae
Source: the annotation of a GenBank genome assembly
AUGCAGCUAUCCAAGCUGUUUUCGGCUAAUCAGAAGGGUGACAUGUCGUCGUCCGGCGCCGGUGAAGGAAAAGCUUUGCGUAAAAAGUUGAAAAAAGUUGUGCUAGCCUAUAGUGGUGGUUUAGAUACCUCUAUAGUUGUACCGUGGCUUAGGGAGAACUAUGGAUGUGAGGUUGUUUGCUUCACUGGAGAUGUUGGUCAAGGGCUGCAAGAAUUGGAAGGCUUGGAGCAAAAGGCCAAAGCUAGUGGAGCUUGUCAACUGGUGGUGAAGGAUCUGAAGGAGGAAUUUGUGAGAGAUUUUAUUUAUCCGUGCUUGCGUGCUGGUGCUAUCUAUGAGAGGAAGUACUUGCUUGGGACUUCAAUGGCACGCCCCGUAAUUGCAAAGGCUAUGGUUGAUGUUGCCAAAGAAGUUGGAGCUGAUGCAGUUUCUCAUGGAUGUACGGGAAAAGGAAAUGAUCAGGUCCGCUUUGAGCUCACUUUCUUUGCCUUGAACCCCGAACUCACGGUGGUUGCUCCUUGGCGAGAGUGGGAAAUAACGGGACGGGAGGAUGCAAUUGAAUAUGCUAUUAAACAUAAUGUGCCUGUUCCUGUGACUAAGAAAUCCAUCUAUAGCAGAGAUAGGAAUCUGUGGCAUCUCAGUCAUGAGGGGGAUAUCUUGGAAGACCCUGCCAGUGAGCCAAAGGAGGACAUGUACAUGAUGACUGUUGACCCUGUUGAGGCACCUGAUCAGCCCGAGUAUGUGAAAAUCGGUAUAGUUGAGGGACUCCCUGUUUCAAUAAAUGGAAAGGAACUCUCACCUGCAUCCCUACUCUCGGAACUCAAUGAUAUUGGUGGGAAACACGGGAUUGGGCGUGUGGAUAUGGUCGAAAACCGUCUAGUCGGAAUGAAAAGCCGUGGGGUUUAUGAAACUCCCGGCGGGACAAUCCUCUUCACAGCUGCACGUGAACUCGAGUCCCUAACGCUUGAUCGUGAAACCAUCCAAAUCAAAGAUUUCCUUGCCCUCAAGUAUGCUGAGCUGGUAUAUGCCGGCAGGUGGUUCGACCCGCUUCGUGAGUCAAUGGAUGCAUUCAUGAAGGAAAUCACAAAGACCAGUACCGGAUCCGUGACCCUGAAGCUCUUCAAAGGAUCCGUGACUGUAACGGGCCGAGAAAGCCCGAACAGUCUUUACAGGCAAGACAUUUCCUCGUUCGAGAGCGGGGAGAUCUACAAUCAAGCUGAUGCUGCUGGUUUCAUCCGGCUCUAUGGAUUGCCCAUGAGGGUUCGUGCUAUGCUCGAGAAGGGCCUCUGA